Molecule: messenger RNA, 4814 nt
Organism: Archocentrus centrarchus (flier cichlid)
Lineage: Eukaryota; Metazoa; Chordata; Actinopteri; Cichliformes; Cichlidae
Gene: otud4
Product: OTU deubiquitinase 4
Exons: 21
Coding region: 269-4288 (1339 amino acids)
Biological process (GO): negative regulation of interleukin-1-mediated signaling pathway; regulation of protein K48-linked deubiquitination; protein deubiquitination
Molecular function (GO): cysteine-type deubiquitinase activity; K63-linked deubiquitinase activity
Source: RefSeq, a predicted model, not a curated record
CGGAGAAGGGGGCGUGUUGUUAGCUGUUAGCCGGCGUGCUAAACUUGACUUUCACUUUCUGAAGCUGGGAUUCACUCAGCGGGAUGAACCGGGUUUCCUGGAAAACGAAACUGGACGCUGUCACCGCUGUCGCUGACUCCGUUUAACUUGUAGAUGUCGUUAUUUAACUCCCUUCGGCGGCGAUAUUGACAACUUUUAGCGCAAAGUUUCGCACCGCUUGCCGUUCAAAACACGCAGGUAGCUUUAGCGGCUAACCCCCCCUGCUAGCAUGGACGGCGGCGGAAGCAUGCAGAGUAAUGACGAGCGGGGCGUCGAGAAAUUAAUGGAUGACUACUUGAAAUCGAUCGGUUUGCAUCGGAAGAAGAUAGCCAAAGACGGGUCCUGCUUGUUUCGGGCUGUCGCUGAGCAGGUGCUGCAUUGCCAAAGUCUUCAUACUCAAGUCAGGGCGAAGUGUGUGGAGUUCCUGGAGCAGAACAGAGACAACUAUGAGGCGUUUAUUGAAGGUGACUUUGAAGAUUACCUGUGCAAGCUUCAGGAUCCACAGCACUGGGUUGGAGAGGUGGAGAUCAACGCCCUGGCUGCCAUGUACAAGAGGGAUUUUCUGAUCUUCCAGGAGCCCGGCAAAGCGGCCGUCAACAUCACAGGCAACAACUUCAAGGACACGGUGCUGUUGUGCUUCCUGAACGGGAAUCACUACGACAGUGUUUAUCCCAUCGGCCACAUUAAGAACACCGCGCUCUGCCAGUCCAUCCUGUAUGAGCUGCUCUACGAAGGCGUGUUUAAGGUUGACCGCAGCUGUUUGGGUUCCUGCCAGCGGGUCAGCCGACCUUCUGACCUCCUGAGCGACGACUGCAUGCCCGUCUGUGCCAGCAGCGAUGAGUCUGACCUGGAGACCGACGAGGCGCUGUGGGUGGACAAUGGAACCAGCUCGACUCCUGCGAAGCACAGUAACCAAAGCUACAGGGGCCGUGGGCGUGCUCGUCUGCUACCUGAGAGGGUGAGACGAUCUCUGAACCCAACGCUGCUCAGAAAUGUGGAGUAUGAUGUCUGGCACAAGACCAAGAGAGCCCAACAGAAGAUGGAUUACUGCAUCGCUGCUGGGAUGCAGUUCACUGUAGGAGACCGCUGCCAGGUUCGUCUCGAGGGCAGCAAUCGGCCCUGCAACGCCAUCAUCAAGGAGGUGCCGCCUGAUAACCAGUCAGUGAUUGUUUACAUAGAACAUCAGGGCAGGAAACAGGUGGUCCCUUUGUGGAGUCUCCGCCCUCCCAGCGAUGACAGCGGCUGGAGCAAGGUGGUCAGCCGCGACAAGAGGCUCAGCAAUGGGCACGGAGAAGAGUGGGAACUGAGGGGAAAAGGCCGAGGGAGGGGGAAGCCCAUCGCAUCGUCCUCUGGUUCUCAGGCAGCGGCGCCAGGCUCAGGGGGCCGCGUACUGAAGCAACACUCCUGGCCCCCGCAGGGCACCGCAGAGGAACAGGGCGGGGCCAAAACCAGCAGGAAGUCUGUGGACACGCCAGAGGUGGCGUUCGGCCUGACAGAAGAGCAGCGACUGGCCAAAGAGGAGGAGGAGAGGAACGUGGCGUUGGUGGAGAUCCAGCUCCGAGACGAGCACAGCUUCCCUGCACUUGGCUCUCAGCCGGGAAUGCAGGGGGAGGGAGGGAAGAGGAAAGGAGAGAAGAAACGAUCUCAGAGGAACAAGACGAAGAGUCCAGUUGAAGACAUCAGAACGCCGUCGCCUUCUGCCGGGGACAAACCCAAAUCCUCCACCCCGCCUCCUAAAGCCACCACUACACCCACAACGCCCGCUGCACCUGAUACGACUACACACACCAACCCCGCCCUUCCUGCCGCUAAACUUCCUGCUGACUCCACCCCCACGUGGCUGAGCUCCAUUAAAGCUUCGACACCAAGCAGCGCAAGCCCCACCGCCAAUCUGCCGCUCUCCUGUGCAGCCCCAACUGCUAAAACAAACACACCUUCCUACAAUUCAGCUGCUGUUGCGCCAAGUUCUCCUCCUGCUGCUGCUGCCUCGAGCACUAAACCUUCUCUAACGAGCGAAGUGCCACCUCCCUCCAUCCCAUCCUCCGCCUUCUCCUAUGUCACCCCUGUUCUCCCUGCUGCUUCACCCCCCUCUGCUUCCUCCUCUUCAUCUAAACUUCCCUCUGCUUCUCCUCUUCCUCCCAAACCAACCACCUCUCCCCCGCCUUCGUCCUCAGGUCCUUCUCCCACUUUCAUCACUCCCAUCGCUUGCCCACCCACAGCUGCAUCAGGCAUCCCUGCUGCCCGAUCCUCCCCACCUGUCUCUUCUUUCCUCCACUCCCCCACUCCACCUUCCUCCCCUUCGCUAAUUCGUCCUGCAGCUGAAGUCCAGAAGGCUCCACCUGCUCCAGCUCCAACCACAAAUUCUUUACCAAAAACUGGAGGCCCUCAUGUGGCAUGUCAGAUCUCCCAGAGCCAAACGCCUCUGUGCGAGGUCCAUCCUCAGGUCUCUUUGCCCCAAACCCAGACCUCUUUGCUCUCAACUGAGAAACAAGUGGAGAUCUCUCUACCCCAAAUCCAGACUCAAGGUCAAGCUUCCCUACCACAAAUCCCAGGCAUGGUGCCCCAGAUGCUGAAUGAACCACAGGAGCAGCCACAGUCCAGCACGGAGGCGCCUCCUCUGCCUCAAACCAACCUCCAGCCCCACAUUCAGUCCUUUCAACCCCCUGCAGUAGCUGCCUACCCACAGAGCUCCCAGGCCUCCCUUCCUCAUCCCCAUGUGCAGCCUCCUCACCCCUCCCAAGUCCCACAUCCCUCCCUUUCUCUCUCAGCCUCCACACUUGUUCCCGAGACUGAAACAGAGGCCACGUCACCUACACCUCAGCAACCCCACCCUGCACCUGAGUCUUCAGCUCCCCCUGCCUCAGAAAAGACAUCCCCACCUCACCCUUCUCACGCUGCUCCUCCUCAACCUCCGUCUAUUGCUGGAGCCGUCCCACUGCAGCAGAUAUCCCAGCUCUACCUGGACCCCCUUUACCCCGGAUUCCCCAUGGGAGAAAAAGGCGACAUGGCUCUGAUUCCAAACUAUUCUUCCAACAAAUCAGGGGAUGACCUGCCCAAAGAUGUUAACGUCUUGAGGUUUUUCUUCAACUUGGGUCUCAAGGCCUUCUCCAAUAACCUAUGCCCACCUUACUUAUAUCUCAUCCCCCUGCGUCAGGCCCAUGCCAUGCAGCCCAAGCCGCCUUCCCGCUCCCCAUCCCCCCACUACGUUCCCUCCAACCCCCCCACUAACCCACCUCUGCAGUACCCUUACACUUCAGCACCGGUGUCCUCUCAGUAUGAUCGCCAAGCCCCGCUCGAUGAGACCCCCCGUCCUAAUGAACCCUCGUUCAGCCAGCCCCGGUACUCCUUCAACCAGCCCACGGCCCCCAGGAUGCCAUGGCAACAGAUGCCCCCAUCACAAAACCCCAACUACUCAGUUGGUUAUCUUUCUCCACCUCCACCAUACCCGGGUCCCCCGCCUUCAUCUCAGGUUUACCACCCGGGUCAAGGUGCAGGAGUUCCAAUGUACCCCACAGCCAUGGCUCCAUACGCCACAUCCUCUCUGCCAUACCAGUCUGCAUCCACCCCCCAGGAGCUCCAGGUGAGCCAGGGGGUGAUGCAGCAGCAGCUUCAGCCCACCAACGGAGACACAAUGCCUGGCCACGGAAACAUCCGUGUCCCCGGUCCUCUGGAGAACCCUGCUGCUGCUAAUGUUACCAAUACUAACAACAACCGACCAGUGGUGGUUCAACCUAAUUAUGGCUUCAAGAAGGAGAUGGGAGAGAGUUUGACACGAGCAGUGCUGCUGGUGGACCCGCCACUUAACGACACACCUAUAGUCGCGCUAGUUCCUGACCUGCACAUCAAGGACAGCCCUGUGGUAACCAUGAAAGCCAGCAGCAGCAGCAGCAGCAGCCCUGGCUCUCCGUCAACUUUUCGGCCCCGAAAAUCGGUUCACUCCACCAUGUAUGAGCAAUCCCAGAGGGGCGGACACCUGAAGCCUAUCACCAUGGUAGACAAUCAGUCUGUGGGCUGCAGCACGGAGGACGACUGGGAGGAGAUGGAGGGGUUUAAAGCACCGGCGCAGAACCUGAGAGGACAGAGGAGGAACUACAGAGGGAGAGGAGGGAGAAGCUGGAGAGGACGAGGAGGCUACGAUCCAUCCAGGGAGGUAUACAGGGGUAGACAUGAACGAGAUGUGCCGAUGGGGUUUAACUAUGUCCCGGCUAACUCCGCCCAAAUGGGAUGGUCUCGUGAGAGAAGAUAUUAGCUCUGAGCCAAUGGAGGAGAGGACACAGGUGGUGAUUUAUUAUUAUUAUUUUUCUUUUUUUUUUUGUUUUCCUCUCUUUUGCUUUUCUCUGGAGAUCCUGCAGCCACGAAAAUGCCAUUGUGACCUGAGUCAGAAAAUCUGGAACUCCAUUCGUGUGUUUUGAUGCCAUUGAAUCAACAAGCUUGUUGUGGAAACAUAAACACUAUGCUUUUUUUUUUUUUUUUUUUAACGCUCAUUAGUGUUGCAUGUUAGCAUCUUUUUCAUAUCACUUAGACGAAUGGAAUCAGUGAAUGCUGAGCUCAGUUUGUUUACGGUAAAGUUUGCCACUGUGUUGACGUGACGAAUGUACGAGUUUCUUUACUAGUUGUAUAUGAGAUUUUGGGAAAUGUGUUUAUUAGCUUUCUUGUUGAGAGCUGACGCUUUCAUGUCUGUGCGGUAGCUGGCUGCGUAGCUUAGCAUAAAGCACUUGGAAAUUAGCUGUGACUGUCAUAAACAUCACUUCUGACAAUAAAACCAUUUUCUCUAA